AUGAUCAAAAUUAAUAUAAUAUUACCUCAACAUUCAAACGCAUCUACCAUGAAUUAUCAAAAACGUCCUCCUGACGGUUAUGUCAUUGACAUAAAUCAAGUUAAUAAACAUUGCGAACCAAUAAAUUAUACCAACGCCGUUCUUUACAAAUAUCCUGUACAAAGUUGUUUGGAUUAUUUGGAUUCAAAACAAACCGAUUACUUGGUAAAACCUUCUUCUCCAAAAUAUUGUAAUGAAAACGAUCCAAUGAUUUUUCAUGUUUAUUGGAAAGGUAAAAUGGUCGAAAAACUUGCUUUAAUGAUUAAAUCUUUUCUAUAUACUCAACCAUUAAGGUGCUCUUGUCUAUAUAUUUGGGUUGACGAAAAUUACAAUGAAGAUCUUCGCUUGAAUAAAAAUAUUUGGCCAUUAAUUCGUUUCUCUGGAAAAAAUUUAUUCUUUAAAAAAUGGAUCACCGAUGAACAAUUAAAUUCUGAUCCAAUCUUUCAUGGAUGGAAAUCUAAAUUAUAUUUAAAUAAAAAUAUCGUUGGAUUUAGCGAUAUAGUACGUUUCGUAUUACUUCAUCGCUAUGGUGGAAUGUAUUUGGAUGCUGACGUACUCUGUCUUCGAGACAUGAGUCCGGUGUAUCAUUUAAACUUUGAUUUUGCUUAUCGUUGGAGUUUUUGGAUGCAUUAUAAUACCGCUAUAUUAAGACUUCAACCUAAUAGUACAAUAGGUAGAAUUAUUAUCCAGGAAGCAAUGUCGAACAAUAUGGAUUUUCAUCCGAUGUCUAUUAAAGAUUAUAUUGUAAAGGAUAAGUCAAAAUCAAUAACUGUUCAGGAUUUGAAUAAGCAUCUUUAUAUGAUGCCGGUAAUUUUAUUUGAUCCUUUAUGGUUGAAAGCUGAUUUGUCUAUUGUAAAUCAAAUAUUAAGACCAAAUUUAAAUCUUUUUAUUGAUGUAUUUAAACCUCAUGUUUUGGACUAUGAAUUUCCGGCGACCCUAGUUAGAAAAAUGAACAAUGAUCCUUUGAAAUUGAGACACAAGCAUCAAUUCUUUAGAGGUGCUUUCACUUAUCAUUGGCACAAUAACUGGCGCAUGUCAAUUGACCCUGAAUCUUGGCUUGGUGUGUUGGAAAGUGCUUAUGACGCGUUCCUAGAAGGUAGAGGUUCAAAUAUAUAUAAUGAAUAUUUAUCUUUUUCAAAGAAAAAGUUGUUGUAA
Molecule: messenger RNA, 1194 nt
Organism: Cetraspora pellucida
Lineage: Eukaryota; Fungi; Glomeromycota; Glomeromycetes; Diversisporales; Gigasporaceae
Source: the annotation of a GenBank genome assembly